CGUACACCUCGGAACAUUUCUUCGAGUUUAUCGAUCCGUGCGCGUCCCGCGAACGCAGUCGUUUCCGGAUAAGCGAUGUUAAUCGAGAACUUCUCGGUCAAAUCGCCGCACGUCACGUACUCGACGAAUUUUAUAGAGUCUUCUUACACGUGUGCAACUCCAACACUGCUAAUCUUUGUUUGAGUCUGCGAUUUUUCCGUUUUCGAUGUCAAAUAGAGGUCCUAGUGACUUCGUUGGACGAUCACCACUACCGCAACUUCUCGCAAAGUCUGUUCGCUUCUUGUCACUCUUGUUUCUGUACAGGUACCAUGACACGAAGUUGACCUCAGAAGAUCUAGGAGCUGGAAAAUCUGCUUGGACUGUAGAACCUAUCGAAACAAGGUUUCACUUCAAGGUGAACCGCCAUGCUCCGAAACUAGGGAUCAUGCUUGUAGGUUUAGGCGGCAAUAACGGAAGUACAUUGACCGCUGGAGUCAUUGCCAACCGCGAAGGCAUCACCUGGAAAACCAAGGAAGGCGUAAGAGUUCCGAACUAUUGGGGCUCUCUCACACAGGCAAGUACUUGUCGUGUCGGUGCUAUCAACGGACAAGAGGCCUAUGUUCCAUUUAAGUCUCUUCUUCCCAUGGCAGAACCCAACACCAUUGUUUUCGACGGUUGGGACAUAAGUGAUAUGAAUCUCGCGGACGCCAUGGAACGCGCAGCUGUUCUAGACUGGGAUCUGCAGAGACAGUUGACUCCUCAUAUGAAAAAAAUCGUUCCGCGCCCAGGAAUUUUCGAUCCCAAAUUUAUUGCUGCCAAUCAGGAAAUACGUGCAAACAACUGUAUCAAGGGCACAAAGCAAGAACAGAUGGAUCAAAUUCGGCACGAUAUUAAUGAUUUCAAGACAACGAGUGGAGUGGAUAAGGUUGUUGUAUUAUGGACUGCCAACACCGAGCGGUAUUCUGAGCUUGUUGUUGGACUCAACGACACGGAAGAGAAUUUGCGUCACUCGAUUAAGAACGGUGAGCUUGAAGUCUCGCCCUCGACGCUGAUGGCGCUAGCUUGCAUAGACGAGGGUGUUCCUUUCAUCAACGGAUCGCCGCAAAACACCUUUGUGCCUGGUGUAGUAGAAGCUGCGGUUCGUCUGAAAAGCCUUAUUGGCGGCGACGAUUUCAAGUCAGGGCAGACGAAGAUGAAGUCUGUGCUAGUUGACUUUCUAGUUGGUGCCGGAAUCAAGCCCACAUCUAUCGUCUCCUACAACCACCUCGGCAACAACGAUGGGAUGAAUUUAUCGGCACCCCAGACAUUUCGAUCGAAGGAAAUCUCGAAAUCAAAUGUUGUUGAUGAUAUGGUGAGCUCUAAUAGUAUAUUGUACAAGCCUGGGGAGCGUCCAGAUCACGUUGUGGUUAUCAAGUAUGUUCCAAACGUUGGAGACAGCAAGCGUGCAAUGGAUGAAUACACCUCUGAGAUAUUUAUGGGCGGGCGCAACACCAUUGUGAUACACAAUACGUGCGAGGAUUCUUUAUUGGCAGCACCACUCAUUCUGGAUAUGUGCCUGAUCGCAGAGCUUUCCACGCGUAUUGAGGUGAAAUCUGAUGGAGAAGAAUACCGUAGUCUGCAUCCAAUUUCGGUACUACUUUCGUAUCUCACAAAGGCACCACUCGUGCCAAGUGGUACCCCAGUGGUGAACGCACUCGCCAAGCAGCGAGCCAUGCUGGAGAAUAUAUUUCGUGCUUGCAUCGGACUCGCACCAGAAAACAAUAUGCUCUUGGAGCACAAGUGAGAGCCACCUGUUUCCAUGGUCCUACGUAGGCGACCAAGAUCUAUGCAUAACUAUGGACAAUGGGAAACAGUCCAGUUCAGCCGCACAUACUACAGGUAUAUCCCCUCUUGGUCGACUAUGCGUGUCUUGCACGGCUUCGUAUCUAAUAAGAACAUACCAAGUAGAAAGCUCUGUGUCAUGUAAUGUAAGUAAUUUUCGUGCUCCUUUU
Molecule: messenger RNA, 1970 nt
Organism: Micromonas pusilla CCMP1545
Lineage: Eukaryota; Viridiplantae; Chlorophyta; Mamiellophyceae; Mamiellales; Mamiellaceae
Exons: 2
Coding region: 206-1762 (518 amino acids)
Biological process (GO): phospholipid biosynthetic process; inositol biosynthetic process
Cellular component (GO): cytoplasm
Molecular function (GO): inositol-3-phosphate synthase activity
Source: RefSeq, a predicted model, not a curated record